AUGAAAGACACCUUGCCACUGCUAGUGGGACGCGAUGUAUCCGAACCCGCCAACCCGAUUUACCAGGAGUGGCAGCGUGUUAACCGGAAGCGGGGUAGGCGAAACCAAGACUCGCUCAAGUGGUCCGACUUUAAGCGACAGAAGAAGGAGCGGGCUAGCAUUCAAGCGAUUGAGUUGAGUGACUAG
Sphaeroforma arctica JP610 is the source of this 186-nucleotide messenger RNA. RefSeq lists its product as hypothetical. NCBI's taxonomy places the organism in Eukaryota, Ichthyosporea, Ichthyophonida. The record is from RefSeq and is a predicted model, not a curated record. The transcript has a single exon. The coding region runs from base 1 to 186 and encodes 61 amino acids.